CGAUCUCUUCCUUGUUUGUCCUUUGUCAAAUACUGUUGUUCAUACUAUUUCAACAUUGAAUGGACACUGAUUUGUCACUGUUUUCUCUACCCUUCUAGUGCAUCGUGCAUAAGAGGUCAUCGGGUAAAGAAAUGCGAUCACAAAGAUCGUCCACUCAUAGCCAUUGUAAAAAGGGGGAGACAAGUGAGCCAAUGCAACCACUGUCGGGUAUUAAGAAAAACAAAUGGAUCCCAUGUGAAGUGCACUUGUGCCAUGUCAGGUGGUAAAUUGUUUAAUCCAUCCAAUCGAACUUGUCCUUUGCAGACUUUCAUAAUGCUGAGCAGAUGUGCAAUUGUUAUUUUUUAGCGCCCAAUCCAAUAACCGGAUGCCUAUGCGAGGUUAUCAAUGAUUGCAGCUGUGUUGCUAGCCAUUUACGUGAAGUGAAGAUUGAUGACAAUAGUUCAGAAGUUGACUCGACUGGAUUCUCGGAUGAAGCAAAUUCUCUCGCAGUAUUAUCACCACAAGCUACUGAUUUUUUGAAUACUAUUAACAGCGGCAUAGCUGCUAACCCGGCUGACGCAGAACUACAGCCAUUGAUGCAGCCCACUUCAAGCAAUACCGUAGAGAGCACAGCACAAAUUUCUAAAGUACAAUCGUCAGAGCCUCACAUGAACCCCGCAAAUAUCACACAGAAUGAUUUCAACACAUUUGUACCGCAUAUCCAAAAUGCUUCCACAAUUCUAGGAGAGCAAGAUCAAGAUUUGGCCAAUUUUUUGUUUAAUGACCUUGAUAAAUAUCUAACAUGAAAGCAGCAAUAGCCCAAAUUCAAGUUUUACGACCAUACAUCAGCUGAUCGAGAAUGUUCUGUUACUCCUUCCACUAGUCAAACAACGUAAAGGACGCCUCGAUUUACGCAAUG
Messenger RNA from Mycotypha africana, 898 nucleotides. RefSeq lists its product as uncharacterized. The coding region runs from base 324 to 785 and encodes 153 amino acids. Lineage: Eukaryota; Fungi; Mucoromycota; Mucoromycetes; Mucorales; Mycotyphaceae. The transcript has a single exon. The record is from RefSeq and is a predicted model, not a curated record.